GUUGGUAUUUAGCCUGCCUUCCUAUCCCUGUCUUUCUGAAUGACGGUCAGAGUGUAAAACUGUCAACACUCACUCGGACCUGCUUUCUCCGUGCCCUUUUGAGUAUGAAUGUGACGAUCUCUCCUGUCUUGCUCUGUUUACUGCGUGACUUGCGGCAUGCGGCAAUGGCAUGUACAUGUACUGGGGUUCAAGACUUCUAUUGGUCACUCUGGGCAUACUAGGCAUGGCGUGAUGGCCCGAGCAAGUCCGAGAUCUUUUCCCAAGGACAAUCACGAUUCGAGGACCAACGGCGAGUGAGCACCGUCGAUGUCAUUGGGAUAACGGAUCAUUGGGAAUAUCAUGAUUGUGUAAACAGCAGCCUGGAACAGCAGGUCUCUGUCCCUAAGCUGCACUGAGUGUUGAGAGGAGAGAAAACGUGCCACGCUGGCUAUGUUAUCACUGCUAACUUGCUUGAACGUUUGUCGACGACUGCAGCUUCGGGGUGGCCAGGUUCAGUGACUGCAGCUAGCUAAUGGUAUUUUGUGGUGAGGCGAAUGGCAGUCGACUGACGUGUGCCCGUGCGGGUCAACACAGACUAAGAAGAUGUCUAUGUUGGUUACCAUGCGAUGAUAUCGCCUACUGGCAUCUUACACAAUACCCAUGUCCUGCGUAGUUUGCGUCAGUGUCAUGCACGUCCAUCCAGGCGACGCACAAUGGCAGAACAAACAGACGAGUUAGAGACGACAAACGGCCGUCUGUCAGGUCGCAGGCCUAAUUGGGCUUCAGGGUGGUCCGGUGCAUGGGUGGCCUCCUCUUGUCGAUUUGUCAGCGGUCAUGGGUUCUCUCCUUUCUUGCUCGGUGCACCACGGCAAGGCACUUUUAUUGUUGUAUGCCCUCAGUCCGCAGAGCCCGGAUUGACUGAGAACUGUUUGUUGUGUCAGUGUUUACCUAGGUCGACGGCGAGCAGAAGCAACCCUUCCAGGCUAGAUCCCUUAGACAGCAGGCAAACAGUAGAUCUACGCGCACCACUCGCACUGUACUGGUACUAGUAGUAGUGCUGGCUAAGACCAAGAGCCUUUGGCUUUGGUAUAGCAAGAACUAUUCCAGUCCUGUCUGCUUGACGGAAAAACACCGGACUGACUGCCUGGUCGCAGCAUCGCUAGCUUGAAUCCCGGCUCUCCAGCGAGUAGAUCACGACGUAUUCUGCCCUAUUGCCACUGUGGCGGCUAAAUUGACAUGCACCACUUGAGAGCAAUUGUGUUCAGCUAGAACUGUUGGGCUGUAUACCGUGGAUAGAGAUCGCGCUGAGCUAUCUAGCAGGCAGGCGGGCGGGCAUUCUGGAUCAACAAUCGAACGAAGAAAAACACGAAGGGAGGCACUCGAGCUGCCAGGGAUUCGUCUCAGAGGCACCAGAGAGGGUCGCGUGUAUAUAGCAGAGUCCGUCGUUAGAGGCUUGAGUGAGCUGUGUGGAGCAGACACAGUCGUUUCGUGUAUCCUGCCUGCUGUGGCGUAGGAGGCGUUUGGGCUCGUGGUUACCUUCAACGUACAUAUCGUGUUGCUCUUCCACGCUGGAGGUAAAGGAUUUGUCGAUGAUGACUGGAAACACUAGCGAUGACCGCACGGCGGAUUGCUCCGAAGUCGUCCGACUCGGUGGCAAGUUUGCUAUGAUGCAGACAUGCACGUCGUCUUCGUCUUCACCACAAGCAGUGAGCGUGACCUCUGCGGGAUCAUCACCGCCCGGUCACUUCUUCCAGCCCAUCUCGCCAGUCACCUGCGCUUCACAAGCACCGCGAGCACACCCGGUGGCGCUGAAUGGAGGCGGCUCUUCGGCGGCGGUGGCAACGACUGGGCUCAGCCUGUCCUCAGCCCUGGGUGGUGAUAUACUGGCUGCGUCAGGCCUGGAUGUCCUCUCAGCAGUGAGCAUGGUAAGGCAGAAAGAGGAAUCCGCCAAGGCAGCCAGCAAUUCAGUCGGUACUGGUGCUGUUCAUGCCGGUGUCGGCCUACCCGGCAUCCAAGGCGCAGGGGCAGCUGCUGUUCCACCACUGUCGAAACCACCUCUGACCUAUAUUGACCUCAUUACGAUGUCUAUUGAACAGUCGCCAGACAGAAAACUCCCUCUCAGCGGAAUCUAUGAGUUCAUUGAGACGAAAUUUCCAUACUACAAUCAGCCGAGCAAGCGACCAGGCUGGCAGAACAGCAUCCGUCACAACCUGUCGCUGAACAAGCGCUUUGUGAAGGUGCCUCGCCAGUCCAAUGAUCCAGGGAAAGGUAGCUACUGGACCACACAGGAGCAUCAUGAGAGCGUGCUGCAAGCCAUCGGUAAUGGCGGUCAGCAGCAACAGCAACAGCAGCCGCACCAAGCUCAGUCCAGUGCGGUGGUGACUACUGCCGGUGCAGGUAUUGCUGGUGCACCCUCCAACUCGUCACCUGUGCCAUGUGCAUCACCGACAGCCAUGGCUGUGAAUGAGGACCACAUGCAGCAUGGUUAUGCCGGACAUUCUCCACCAACAGUCCUUGGUGCACAGUCUAGUUAUCAACCACAACCCACGGCAGCAGCGGCAGCAGCAGCAGCAGGAGCAGGAGCAACGUCAAUGCAAUGGGCAGACAGAAGCGAUGAAGAUUGUAUGUCAGUAAAGACAGACAUGGCAAACGCUGGCGAGACACUGGAUCUAGAUGAAGACGAACAGAUGGACUAUAUGGAUGUUACUGGCAAUGGCAGUUCACCACCCUCGGCCACGCGGCCCGUGCCACGAGUGCGCGAGCGCCCAUACUCCGCUGGUUCAAAGCGAAGCCGCAGCCGAGCGUUCAGUCCCUUGCACACCAAUACGUUAGACCUGGAUGAAGACAGGCCGCUCGACUACAUGUGUGUUCCAACACACAACAGUUCGCCGCCACCGUCAUCGUCAUCAGCGGGCCCUGUGCGAACACGCGGCCGGCCGUACUCGGCUGGCGCAAAGCGUACGCGCAAUCGUCCGUUCAGCCCACUCCACACCGAGCCGCUCUCCGCCAACGCCAAGGCUUUCAGCAUUCCCAAUCUGAUCAAUCAAGAGCUGGGGAGUGAACACGGCGGUGCCAAUACGGAUAGAUCCUCUACGGAUACAGAGCCGGUCAUGCACCCGCAGAUCUGCUAUGUUGACUCCGCGGCCGUUCAGCACCGGUCUUCGGAAACGGUCAACACGGCGCACUCGUCAACUCCAUCGUUUGCGCCAUCUGCAUUGCCGACUGUGCCGACCGCGGCUGCACCGUUGCCUGGCAACGGUGGCGGUGUAUACUUGGUACCGGCGCCAGGCAUGCAGCAUUAUUCUGCUAGUAAUGCCGCCGCUGCUGUCGCUCCGCCCGGUACCAUCCCUGCUUCCAACGUCACAACGCUACCAGUCAUGUUCAACUACCAGCCAACAUACUCACAUCCAGCCACUGAAGGUGCGCCUGCCCCUGCCUCUACCACGUAUUACACGCCUCAUCCUUAUCCAAUCUUCCUACAGCCAUCCAUUCCAGCCAACUCGCAUCAACUCUCCAGCCAAGAGUGAGCGCAUUUGCGUUGUUGACCAAACCUUGUGUAUGCAUAGAAUUGCCGUACGGCUUGACCUCUGAUAGGAAGCAGCCAACAAAACUUCAUGCACAGUGUGUAUGAACAUGCACGUGCACGCGCGCGCGUGUGUGUGUACAUCCAAGUGUGCGUAUUACAUAACCAGCAGCUGUGUACAUUGUUAUGGUGUUACUCUGCAUGUUGGUUUUAAGAGUGAACUUUAACCGGAGGACGCGAAUCGAGAUUUCCAUACAUCCUCCAAUACGAGGAGCCAUGUUCUAAGAUUAUUGAGUUUAUUUCGUGAAGAGAAGAGAAGUCUGUAAGAUUAAGUUGAAUUUGACUCUGCUGGGCAGCUUUGAUGUAGUGUAAUGCGUGAAUAUUCUCACACUACAUUCUUGAAUUUCUCUAACACAUAACGCAGAAUAUACGAUCUUGUACUGCACUAGAUUAAAGAUACCUACCUGCCAUAAGUGCAUGUGGUGUGUUGCUGAUCAUUUACCAACGGUAAUCCCAUUUGAAUUGCUCGCUCAGUGUUUUGCGUUGACGCAACUCUAAGCAGUGUUGAUCACGCUCAGUUUCGUGUCUUUCUCUUUCCUGAUCAUGGUGCUCAUUGACCAUGGCGCCUGCUUUAUGACGCUAACAUUUCCUUUUUCUAAUUUACCGGUACUUAAAAAGUUAAAAGUACACAUACUCAUCAAUCCAGUCCAAAUCCAAAGAAUGAUAACUAGUACUUGCACUA
Sycon ciliatum is the source of this 4244-nucleotide messenger RNA. RefSeq names its product mucin-5AC-like. The transcript has a single exon. The record is from RefSeq and is a predicted model, not a curated record. Lineage: Eukaryota; Metazoa; Porifera; Calcarea; Leucosolenida; Sycettidae. Bases 1569 to 3506 code for a protein of 645 amino acids. Gene Ontology annotation, biological process: regulation of transcription by RNA polymerase II; anatomical structure morphogenesis; cell differentiation. Gene Ontology annotation, molecular function: DNA-binding transcription factor activity, RNA polymerase II-specific; RNA polymerase II cis-regulatory region sequence-specific DNA binding.